AUGUAUCACACUUGCGCAGUGAAAUCAUGCGGUCAGCUGGUGUGCUUUGGAAGUAACACUUGCGGACAAUGCGAUGUGCCGACGGACUUGGGAGCGGUUGUGGCAGUCUCAGCAGGCAUGUAUCACACUUGUGCAGUGAAAUCAAGCGGUCAGUUGGUCUGCUUCGGAAGAAACACCGACGGACGAUGUGAUGUGCCGACGGAUUUGGGAGCAGUUGUGGCAGUCUCAGCAGGCAUUUCUCACACUUGCGCAGUGAAAUCAAGCGGUCAGUUGGUCUGCUUCGGAAGUAACACCGACAGACGAUGCGAUGUGCCGACGGAUUUGGGAGCGCUUGUGGCAGUCUGA
Molecule: messenger RNA, 345 nt
Organism: Symbiodinium sp. CCMP2592
Lineage: Eukaryota; Dinophyceae; Suessiales; Symbiodiniaceae
Source: the annotation of a GenBank genome assembly